This is a messenger RNA of Syzygium oleosum, 2094 nucleotides long. RefSeq names its product abscisic acid 8'-hydroxylase 4. Gene Ontology annotation, biological process: sterol metabolic process. The transcript has 10 exons. The record is from RefSeq and is a predicted model, not a curated record. Lineage: Eukaryota; Viridiplantae; Streptophyta; Magnoliopsida; Myrtales; Myrtaceae. Gene Ontology annotation, molecular function: heme binding; (+)-abscisic acid 8'-hydroxylase activity; iron ion binding. The coding region runs from base 135 to 1595 and encodes 486 amino acids.
CCAACUCCUUUAUAAAUUUGAACAUCUCUUCCUCGCAUAACCCUCUUCAACUCAGGAACACUCGAUUCAUCCUAUCUUUUAUAACUCAGAGAGAGAGAGAGAGAGAGAGAGAGAGUUUUACCGACUACACUUGCAUGGAGAUUAUUAUUUCCAUCCUACCAUACUUAUUUCUUCUUCUCUCAGCACUCAUUCUCUCAUACCCACUAAAGCUAAAGAGGCAAAAGAAGCAGCUCAAAAGAAUUGCUAAGCUACCUCCAGGUUCAAUGGGUUGGCCUUUUAUUGGAGAGACAAUCCAACUCUAUUCUCAAGACCCAAACAUCUUCUUUGCAACAAAGCAGAAGAGAUAUGGAGAAAUAUUCAAGACCCACAUAUUGGGUUGUCCCUGCGUUAUGCUGGCGAGCCCAGAAGCGGCUAGGUUCGUGCUGGUGACUCAUGCUCACUUGUUCAAGCCAACCUAUCCCAAGAGCAAAGAAAAGAUGAUUGGGCCCAACGCUUUGUUCUUUCACCAAGGGGAGUACCACACGCGCAUUCGAAAGCUGGUCCAGAGCUCGUUGUACCCAGAAGCAAUCCGAAAGAAAGUCGCCAACAUUGAGGCAGUAGCUGUUUCGGCAUUGAAGUCUUGGGCCGGUGAUCGGAAAGUGAUCAACACCUUUCAUGAAAUGAAGAAGUUCUCCUUCGAAGUUGGAGUUUUAUCCAUCUUUGGACACUUGGAUGAGUAUUACAAGCAAAAGCUGAAGGAGAACUAUUGCAUAGUGGAAAAGGGUUACAAUUCUUUUCCCACAAAAAUACCAGGAACCGCACAUCACAAGGCCCUCUUGGCAAGAAAGAGGCUCGGGGAGAUAUUGGGGGAGAUCAUAAGGGAGAGGAAGGAGAAGAGGAUAGUGGACAAGGACAUGUUGGGCCAAUUCAUGAGCUUUGAGCUCGAGGACGACGAAGACCAUGGUCGUUUGAGGGAGGACAAGGUGGUGGCCGAUAAUGUGGUCGGAGUGUUGUUCGCUGCGCAGGACACGACGGCCAGUGUGUUGACAUGGAUCCUCAAGUACCUCCAUGAUGACCCGAGGCUUCUGGAGGCUGUCAAGGCAGAGCAAAUGGCAAUAUUCAAGAUGAAUGGUGGAGGAAAGAGACCCUUGACAUGGGCACAGACUAAGAAUAUGCCACUCACUUACAAGGUGGUACUGGAGAGUUUGAGGAUCGCAAGCAUCAUAUCUUUCACAUUUAGGGAGGCAGUGGUUGAUGUGGAAUAUAAAGGAUAUCUGAUUCCAAAGGGUUGGAAAGUGAUGCCACUUUUCAGGAACAUUCAUCACAAUCCUGAAUUUUUCCCUGAUCCACAUAUCUUCGAUCCCUCUAGAUUUGAGGUAGCUCCAAAACCCAAUACAUUCAUGCCAUUUGGCAGUGGAGUCCACUCUUGCCCAGGAAACGAACUCGCCAAGCUAGAGAUACUCAUAUUGAUCCAUCAUCUCAUAACCAAAUUCAGGUGGGAAAUCGUGGGUACUCAAAGUGGGAUUCAGUAUGGUCCAUUCCCAGUCCCCCAACAUGGACUCCCAAUAAGAAUAUGGAAAGAUUCGAGCAGUGAAGUACAAGAUGGGUGCCCUUAAUUGGAACAUAUAUAGCCUACCGCCACUUUUCACUUGUCUGAACCAUAAUAAGUUCUUUCCUAACGAGUCCAAUUUCCAAUUAUGAAAAUCCACCCAACUUUUUUCCCGGGUGUCUAAAAAAUUAAGAAUUUUAAAGAAUUAUCGCAAGUCCGUAUUACCCUAAUGUAGCCAACUUAGCCGGUUAGCAUCUGUCGGCUUAUUUCCUUACUAAUUCCGACAUGUAGUAUGUAGCCAAUGUAAUGUAAAGUUCAAUCGAGUGGAACCUUUGGUUUCGCAACUAGAAUCUUGGUCUCAAGUUUUUCCUUGUCAAAUCUUGGUUAGUAUUUCUUGCUCCAUAUCAAAAGCAAAGUAUCAAGAAAGGAGAAACGCUAAAAGGGCAAUCCUGUACUUAUGGUUGGAGACUAAAGAGAGAGGAACCUUUUGAUUCACUUCUUAAUUUCAGCUCUUAUUAAUCUAACGUACACUGCUGCUCGAAUCAAUUAAACUUCCCAUUUCACGA